AUCAGAAAUGUCCAUGUGCUACUGAGGGCGGGGCUGCCAGGAAAGGAGGAAGAUGGCGGCGGGGGCGAGGUGAGGUGUUGGCGAUAGAAAGGGGUUCGGGCGCGGGGGGCGGGGGGAUCUGGAGCCAUGGGUCGCGCCGACCGUAGAGGCGGAUAAAAUUUCGUCGCGCCGCAGGUGAAGGCGAGAGAGGAGGGCGACAAGGCGCCACGAGAGUAUGACGGGGCUGUACGAGCUGGUGUGGCGGGUGCUGCAUGCGCUGCUCUGCCUGCACUGCACGCUCACCUCCUGGCUCCGCGUUCGGUUCGGCACCUGGAACUGGAUCUGGCGGCGCUGCUGCCGUGCCGCCUCCGCCGCGGUCCUAGCGCCGCUCGGUUUCACUCUCCGCAAGCACCCUGUUGGCGGUAGGCAUCGCCGGCACCCUCGGCACCCGCGCGGGGGGCCGGGCCCGGCCGCCGCCCAUCCCGGCUUGCGUUGGCGCGCGGACAGCAGUUCCCUGGAAAAGCUGCCGGUGCACAUGGGCCUGGUGAUCACCGAGGAGGAGCAGGAGCCCAGCUUUACGGACAUCGCGAGCCUUGUCGUGUGGUGCAUGGCUGUGGGCAUCUCCUACAUUAGCGUCUACGACCACCAAGGCAUUUUCAAAAGGAAUAAUUCCAGAUUAAUGGAUGAAAUUUUAAAACAACAACAAGAACUUCUGGGCUUAGAUUGUUCCAAAUAUUCACCAGGGUUUUCAAAUAGCAAUGACAAAGAUGAUCAAGUUUUAAAUUGCCAAUCAGCAGUGAAGGUGCUGUCUCCAGAAGAUGGAAAAGCAGAUAUUGUCAGAGCUGCACAGGACUUUUGCCAGUUAGUAGCCCAGCAGCAAAAGCGAUCUACAGAUUUGGAUGUAGCUAUGUUAGACAGUUUACUUAGUUCAGAUGGUUUCCCUGAUCCUGAUUUAGUACUGAAGUUUGGUCCUGUGGACAGCACAUUAGGUUUUCUUCCCUGGCACAUCAGAUUGACUGAGAUUGUCUCUUUGCCUUCCUACAUAAACAUCAGUUACGAGGACUUUUUCUCUGCUCUUCGUCAGUAUGCAGCCUGCGAACAGCGUCUGGGAAAGUAGUGAUCCCUGGUUGCAUAAUUUGAUUUCAGGCUUUUGGAGAAAAGGACCCAAAUGACUGAUGUUUACAAAGCACCUAUGAAACCCUGUACACACCCAGUUCAUAAUCCUCAUAAUUUAUCAACAAACAAAAAGUGUCUUACUUGAGAGUGUGUGUGCGUGUGAGUGUGUGUGCGUAUGUACACGCAUGUGUACAUAUGAAAAUAAACUUAUGAGGGAAGUGUUGGAGAAGGAAGUACAUAGACCUGCAACUUUGGACAAAUAGCAGUAAUGUUUCGGAUUUGAAAUUUCACACUUGAAGGCUUUAGCCCCAGUUACUUCCCUGUUUUUGUGGGGAGAGGUUGGGGUAAUUAGUGCUCUUGGUGGUUUUAAGGGGAAGGGAAUUUUUGUUGUCUUUCCUAGUGACCAAACUUUUAAUUUUUAAGAGUAAUAUCUUGACUUUAUUAAUUGGGAGCAUAAAGAGUAUGAGAAAUCUCCAGAGGAGAUGAGUUCUGUGUUUGUCAUAUGUUAAAACCUUGCAGAUCUUUGGAGCAGGGGCAAUACCUGUCUUCAGAUAUCCGUCCGUUUUCAUUUCUUCAUUAUGGUCAAUGUGACUUGAGAGUGCUGCUCUG
Molecule: messenger RNA, 1704 nt
Organism: Elephantulus edwardii (Cape elephant shrew)
Lineage: Eukaryota; Metazoa; Chordata; Mammalia; Macroscelidea; Macroscelididae
Gene: NUS1
Product: nuclear undecaprenyl pyrophosphate synthase 1 homolog (S. cerevisiae)
Exons: 5
Coding region: 215-1096 (293 amino acids)
Cellular component (GO): endoplasmic reticulum membrane; dehydrodolichyl diphosphate synthase complex
Molecular function (GO): ditrans,polycis-polyprenyl diphosphate synthase [(2E,6E)-farnesyl diphosphate specific] activity
Source: RefSeq, a predicted model, not a curated record